AUGGCCUCAUUUGAUGGUUAUAUUAGUGCACCAACAUUUGAAGAUGGUCCAAGAGUUCCAUGGCAGUUAGAUAGCACGGACCCAUAUGUGGAAAAUUUGGACGAGCUAUUAGUGGGAUGCAUGACUCCACAUGAAAUUGAAGAUAGCAUUGAAAUCAUCGCAGACGAGGUUGCUCACGGUGAUAAAUCUCAACCGUAUGUUGGCAUGGAGUUUUCAACACCUGAGGAGGCAUACACUUUCUACAAUGAUUAUGCAUACCGUGUCGGUUUUAGUGUGCGGAAAUCCUCUAAGACGAAAAAUAGGGACGGUGUGUCGUCAGUUAGAUUUGUGUGUAACAAGGAAGGGUUUUCAGAUAGUCAGAAAAAGAAGAAAAAGCCCAUUGGAAGUGUGAAUGAUCAGAGAACGCCUGAGAAGGAGAAAGGGAUGACAAGGACAGGCUGCAAGGCCUCCUGCAGAAUUAGACUUUAUAAAAGUGGUGUUUGGCGCAUAAGUGUGUUUGAAGAGAAUCACAACCAUGUUGUUAUCAAGAGCCCAUCGAAGAAGCGAAAUCUGAGAUCCCAUAAAUGUUUGUCAGAGGAGGAUAAGAAGAUUAUACGUAACUUGAGUGCUCAAAAUAUGAAGCCUUCACAGAUUUUGGAAUAUUUGGCUGUCCAAUAUGGGGGUAAGCAAAACAUCAGAUUCAAAAAGAAGGAUGUUAGCAAUGAGGUAUCAGCUGAAAAUCGCAGUCUCCUUGGUGUUGAUGUUGAUACGACAUUGUGUUACUUUCAGAAGAAGAAGGAGAAGGAUCCAGAGUUCUUUUAUGCGAUAGACUUAGAUGAGAAUGGUGCUGUUAAGAAUAUUUUUUGGGUUGAUGGCCGAGGUAGAAGGUCGUAUCAGGAGUUCGGGGAUGUUGUCACUUUUGAUACAACAUAUCAAACCAAUAUUUACAGCAUGCCGUUGGCACCAUUCCUCGGUGUAAGCCACCACCGACAUACAAUUUCCUUUGGUUGGGCUCUUCUUAGGCUAGAGGAUGCACCAAAUUUCUGUUGGUUGUUUAAGACAUGGUUAGAGGCAAUGUAUGGGAAGCACCCAAGUGCAAUAAUAACUGACCAAGAUCCAGCAAUGAAAAAAGCUAUUGUGCUUAUUUUUCCAAAAACUAAACAUCGAUGUUGUCAGUGGCAUGUGAUGAGGAAGGCAAGAGAUCACCUUGGUCUAUUGUACAGCCAAAUGGAGGGUUUCAAAGAAGAAUUACAAGCUGUUAUUAACCGAAGCCUCACUGUUGUAGCAUUUGAAAGGGAUUGGGAAGCCAUGCUAGUGAAAUUUAAAUUAACUGACAAUAGCCAUCUCAAGCUGAUGUUUAGCACUCGGACACAAUGGGUCCCAGCCUACUUUAGAGACACGUUUUUUGCUAAUAUGUCAACUACACAACGUAGUGAAAGUAUGAAUGCUAUUCUCAAGUUGUGGGUGGACAGCCAUAAAUCGAUUUACCAGUUUGUGAAGCAAAUUGAGAAGUUGACCGAUGGCAUAUGGCAAAGAGAAAGCGACGAGGAUCUCAAGUCUAUGAAUGAGCAACCACACUUGUAUUCACCCUACCAAAUGGAGAUUGAGGCACGCAUGGUAUAUACCAGAAAUGUAUUCUCUGUGUUUAAGGAUAUUGUACGGGAGAGUUUCUUGGGUUUUGUCACUGAGAUAAUUAAAGAUAAAUUGUACCAUGUCAGAAUAAGUUUCAAUCCUCAGUUUCGUAAUUUCAAGCCAGAGUCAUACGAAAUUGAGGUUGAUAUAGAAACUUCCAGAGUUUCUUGCACAUGCAAAGGUUUUGAGGUUGAGGGUCUUAUUUGCCCUCACAGUAUCAAAGUAAUGCACCAUAUAGGCAUGGCACACCUCCCUGCCCACUACAUUUUGACACGCUGGACUAAAGGUGCCAAUGCAAACUCCAAGAAACAUUUAAGUGAGAGAAGCAUGGAUACGGGACAAACAAUAGAAUUACAAGCAUUGCGAUUUGCUACGAUCAAGUCAAGCUUGAUGGAAAUGGGCAAGGUUGGUGCAUUAUCUGUUGAAACAUUCAAUUGCUUAAAACAGAUAAUUAUUGAUGGCAUGGCGAAGUUGAUGACCAUGGAAGAUGCAAAGUUAAUGUCUAUGGGACAAACCAUAGUGACAGUUGAUCCGCCAGAAGAUGGAACGAAGGAGGUGUCAAGCAAACCUUUGUAUAUUGAUCCACCAGACGCACAAUGCAAGGGCAAGAGGAAGAAACUUACCAGAUUCCAGCCUCCUGCUGACAAGAAGGAAAGAAAAAUGAGAACUUGUAGUAUCUGCAAUGCAAAAAAAAGGCCACAAUGCUAG
This is a messenger RNA of Oryza brachyantha (malo sina), 2319 nucleotides long. RefSeq names its product protein FAR1-RELATED SEQUENCE 7-like. The record is from RefSeq and is a predicted model, not a curated record. Gene Ontology annotation, molecular function: zinc ion binding. Lineage: Eukaryota; Viridiplantae; Streptophyta; Magnoliopsida; Poales; Poaceae. Bases 1 to 2319 code for a protein of 772 amino acids. The transcript has 2 exons. Gene Ontology annotation, biological process: regulation of DNA-templated transcription.